Molecule: messenger RNA, 1809 nt
Organism: Galeopterus variegatus (Sunda flying lemur)
Lineage: Eukaryota; Metazoa; Chordata; Mammalia; Dermoptera; Cynocephalidae
Gene: JMJD6
Product: jumonji domain containing 6
Exons: 6
Coding region: 317-1528 (403 amino acids)
Biological process (GO): phagocytosis
Cellular component (GO): cytoplasm; nucleus
Molecular function (GO): histone H4R3 demethylase activity; P-TEFb complex binding
Source: RefSeq, a predicted model, not a curated record
GGCGGGGCGAUGGCUCGGCUGACAAGACCUUCCCAAUAUGGCGGAGGCACGCCGUGUAUGAGGGCGGGCCCGGGAGACGCCGAGGCCAAUGGCGGACCGCGAGAGGCGGGAGGGCGCGGAAGACGGCCUCCGCACGCCCAACCCGGGGCUCGGGAGGUGGCUGGGGAGUGAAUUUUCUGGAAGGCGACUUUAAAGGCACCGGGCCGAAGCGGAGGGUAUCCCAGUGCCGCCGACGCUCGGGCCGGGGUGGGGUGCGCUAGUGGCAGGACGCGGGCUGCGCCGAAGUCGUCGCGGAACCACCUGGCGACUCCGCAGGAUGAACCACAAGAGCAAGAAGCGGAUCCGCGAGGCCAAGCGGAGUGCGCGGCCGGAGCUCAAGGACUCGCUGGACUGGACCCGGCACAACUACUACGAGACCUUCUCGCUGAACCCGGCGGCCGUGGCGGACAAUGUGGAAAGGGCAGACGCUUUACAGCUGUCCGUGGAAGAAUUUGUGGAGCGAUAUGAAAGACCUUACAAGCCUGUGGUUCUGCUGAAUGCCCAAGAGGGCUGGUCUGCUCAGGAGAAAUGGACUCUGGAGCGUCUGAAAAGGAAAUACCGGAACCAGAAGUUCAAGUGUGGUGAAGAUAACGAUGGCUAUUCAGUGAAGAUGAAGAUGAAAUACUACAUUGAGUACAUGGAGAGUACUCGAGAUGACAGCCCCCUCUACAUCUUUGACAGCAGCUAUGGUGAACACCCCAAAAGAAGGAAGCUUUUGGAAGACUACAAGGUGCCCAAGUUUUUCACAGAUGACCUUUUCCAGUAUGCAGGGGAGAAGCGCAGGCCCCCUUACAGGUGGUUUGUGAUGGGACCACCACGCUCUGGAACUGGGAUUCACAUCGACCCUCUAGGGACCAGUGCCUGGAAUGCCUUAGUUCAGGGCCACAAGCGCUGGUGCCUAUUCCCUACAAGCACUCCCAGGGAACUCAUCAAGGUGACCCGAGAAGAAGGAGGGAACCAGCAAGAUGAAGCUAUUACCUGGUUUAAUGUUAUUUAUCCUCGGACACAGCUUCCAACCUGGCCACCUGAAUUUAAACCCCUGGAAAUUUUACAGAAACCAGGAGAGACUGUCUUUGUACCAGGAGGCUGGUGGCACGUUGUCCUCAAUCUUGACACCACCAUUGCCAUCACCCAGAAUUUUGCCAGCAGCACCAACUUCCCUGUUGUAUGGCACAAGACGGUAAGAGGGAGACCAAAGUUAUCAAGGAAAUGGUAUAGGAUCUUGAAGCAAGAGCACCCUGAGUUGGCAGUCCUGGCAGACUCAGUUGACCUUCAGGAGUCCACAGGGAUAGCAUCCGACAGCUCCAGUGACUCCUCCAGCUCCUCCAGUUCCAGCUCGUCGGACUCGGACUCAGAGUGUGAGUCAGGGUCUGAAGGUGAUGGGACAGCACAUCGCAGGAAGAAGAGGAGGACGUGCAGCAUGAUGGGAAAUGGGGACACCACCUCCCAGGACGACUGUGUGAGCAAAGAGCGCAGCUCCUCCAGGUGACCAAGCACGGCUGUUUUCUGUGUGGAAGGACACGCUUGCAGCGAGGGCAGGCCUGGGGAGGGCAGCCUGUUGGAGCCUGCAGACCAGGGGAGGGCUGGCAAAAGCCAGGGAACAAGGAUGCUCUCAGAAUAUGAAUCCCUUCACUUACUGUUUGCGACCGUAGCUGCUUUUUCUGCUGCCGGUGCAAGUGAACGUGGCUUGUUUUAUGCGUAAAGGCAGGAGAACAUGAAUGGUGCCAAGAAUACCCUUUACACUAUUUAAUAAAAAUUGAACCCAUUUUA